This is a messenger RNA of Rhopalosiphum maidis (corn leaf aphid), 1198 nucleotides long. RefSeq names its product pickpocket protein 28-like. The transcript is spliced from 8 exons. Gene Ontology annotation, molecular function: ligand-gated sodium channel activity. Gene Ontology annotation, cellular component: membrane. The record is from RefSeq and is a predicted model, not a curated record. Bases 188 to 1198 code for a protein of 336 amino acids. Gene Ontology annotation, biological process: sodium ion transmembrane transport. NCBI's taxonomy places the organism in Eukaryota, Metazoa, Arthropoda, Insecta, Hemiptera, Aphididae.
GACAAAAUAGUCUUAUACACCAGAAAUAUAACAAGCCUAAAUCGCCCAUAUUUGAAUUUAAGACGUUUUGCUCUAUGACCAGCUUGCAUGGUUUCUUUCAUUUUGUGGAAAACAAUUUUAACAAGAUUGGAAAAAUCUGUCAUUUCCGUGUAAAGAAGUAGUGAAGUCAUUUUUUUGGUUACGCAAAAUGGAAUUCGAUCCUUGCAACCUUUUGUUUCAAGAAACGUUUACGUCGUAUGGCUUGUGCUACUCAUUCAAUAUGAUGCCAAUGAGAGAUUUAUUGGACGGUGUUGACGAAUGGUCGCAGGAGUUCAAUAACUAUAGUUGGAAAAAGUAUCAUAGUAGCUGGAAGCCGGAUACCGGAUAUAAUAGCGAUGCGCUGACUGAUCAUUUACCAUUGAGGACGUUUGGCGACGGUGACUAUCACAGUGCUUCUAUGGAAUUAGAACUUCACACCGAGGAUAUGAACAAAGAAUGUGCACAUGGGUUGGACGUAUUCUACAUAUUGAUCCAUAGUCCAGCCGAAUGGCCUGAUAAGUCACAUCCGACAUUAUUAGCUAGCAUCAACAUGAUCACGACUAUUUCAAUUAAACCGGUUGUGCUUACUACUGCCAAAGAGCUAAUACCGUGGGAUCCCAAAAUAAGGCAUUGUUACUUUCAAAACGAGAGUAAACUAAAAUUUUUCAAAGUUUACACUAAAAAUAAUUGUGUCUUAGAGUGUCGCAGCUUUAGUAUACUGUCACAGUGUGGUUGUGUGCCUUUUUACUUUUUAAGAAUGAAAAAUACGCCAGUUUGCGGACCUGCUAAAAUGUCUUGUUGGGUGACUGCCUCACAGGCUUCGUCGGAUUCAUGUGAUUGUUUACCAGGGUGUACUGAAUUUUUUUUCAAAACAUCGUCAAUGAAUGCAAAGCGUUCGGGAUAUGCUCUAAAAAAUAAAAAUAACCUGUUAUCUAAUUCAUUGAUAUUAAGUGUUUAUUAUCAAAGUAAAAAUUUCAUUGGAUUUAAUCGAAUAAUGACUUUUACAUUUGGUCAAUUUAUGGGUAACGUAGGUGGAAUAAUGGGAUUAUGCUUGGGAUUUAGCUUUUUGAGUUUGGUUGAAAUUAUUUAUUUUUUAACACUCAGACCAUUCGUAAAUUUUUGUAAUUCAAAAAAAAAAAUGAAAAAAGUUGCUCCGACACUCAUAUUUGGAGAAGAGUAA